CAACAGGAGUGAGCACUGGAGUAUUAAAGGCGCCAUCUAUCCUCUUUGACUCACCUGUCUAAUCCUAUCUCACAACUACUAUUCACAUCACCGCCAUAACCAUCUCUCCAAUCUCAACUACUAUACUAUCACCCCACUAUGACAGACUCACCCACCACAACAACUACAUCACCACCCCUCCGCAUCGGCGUCCUCCUCUUCCCAGGCUUCCAAGCCCUCGACGUCUUCGGCCCCCUCGACGUCCUCAACGUCCUCUCCUGGUCCAUCAACACUCCCUCACCCACCUCCCCAUCUCCAACUCCAACUCCACCCAUAUCCCUAACCCUCCUCUCCACCACCCUCACCCCCAUAUCCACCCUCCCCCCCUCCCUCCCCAACGCCCUCUCCCAAUGCAUCCUCCCAACAGCAACCCUCACCUCUGCCCCGCCGCUCGACGUCCUCCUCAUCCCCGGAGGCUGGGGCACUCGCGCCCCGCUCCCCGAACACAUCGAGUACAUCCGCUCCGUCUACCCGUCCCUCAAGUACCUCUUGACAGUGUGUACGGGUGGAAAGCUAGCUGCUAGGGCGGGCGUGCUGGAUGGGAAGAGGGCCACGACGAAUAAGAAUGAUUGGGAGAGUGUGGUUAGGGAUGCUCCUGGCGUGGAGUGGGUGAGGGAGGCGAGGUGGGUGGUUGAUAAGUCUACUGCGAAGGGAGAUGGGGUGGGUGUAGAGGUGUGGAGUUCGGCUGGUGUGAGUGCCGGUGUGGAUUUGAUGUUUGCUUGGGUGGAGAGUAUUUGGGGUGAGGAGGUCGCGGGGAAGGUUGAGAGGGUGUUGGAGUUUAGGAGGUGGAGGGAGGGUGGGGUGGAUCCUUUUGUUUAGUUUGUUAGGGAUUAGGAUUGAUUGUAUUUUAG
Molecule: messenger RNA, 890 nt
Organism: Aspergillus neoniger CBS 115656
Lineage: Eukaryota; Fungi; Ascomycota; Eurotiomycetes; Eurotiales; Aspergillaceae
Product: DJ-1/PfpI family protein
Exons: 2
Coding region: 139-858 (239 amino acids)
Source: RefSeq, a predicted model, not a curated record